AUGUUUCGCCCCCAUCCUCUGCGGCAGUCGCAGACCCUCGAGGUUGUGCCUCCCGACAACAACAUCUCUCGCCAGCUCUCCACCACCUCUUCAUCUGCCUCGUCUGGCUACUCCUACGCCUCCGACCAGACCCAGAAUACGCAAUACUCGACCCUCUCGAGCGCCUACUCGCCUCCCAAACCAACAACAACAGCCGCACACACACACAAACGCGGCCAGAGCGAUGUUAUUGCCCGAGCCCGGCUCUUCGAAUCUGGCGAAAUGAACGGCUCAACUAGGGAUGCGAUGCCGACUCGCCAGUCUCUGCGCCAGCUGCCCCAAGGUCCGGCUUCCUCUCCUCCCAAGCCAUCCACAUCGCCAGAACAGAAGCUGCGCCAUCUCCGCGGCCAGAGCGUCGACAUAUCCAAGCUGUCCAUUUCUCAACAUGAUGGCCCAUCUUCACCGGUAUCACCUCCUCGGAUGUCAUCUAUGCGACCAAACUCGAUGCUACUGACUCGCUCCGACUCCAUUCUCCGUGGAGCUGGAGCUGUUGUUCCCAGCAACAGCGCUCAUAUCCGCGCUCCAGAACUCGAGCAGCUUGGCCGUUCGUCCACUUCCCAGCUGCGCACACUCUCCAAGCUUGCUCAAUCCAACACCGCCGAUGACUUUGCCAUUACAUCACCCACGCAAGAAGUCGUCGGCCUCCGUGGCCGGCGCAGACUUCAGCGUACAGAACAGCCAGGCGCUGGCAAAACACCCAAGUCUAACGCGUACGGAUGGGAAGGCCGCAACUGGAUGGAUAAGCAACGUCAGUUUCUGCAAGCCUACGAGUACCUCUGCCAUAUUGGAGAAGCUCGCGAGUGGAUAGAGGAUGUUACAAACAAGACUCUGCCACCCAUUGUCGAGCUCGAGGAGGCACUCCGCGACGGCGUUACACUCGCCGAGGUCGUCGAAGCACUCAACCCCGACAGACACUUUCGCAUAUUCCGCCACCCAAAGCUUCAAUUCCGACACUCCGACAAUAUUGCCAUCUUCUUCCGCUACCUAGAUGAAGUAGAGAUGCCCGACCUCUUCCGUUUCGAACUCAUUGAUCUCUACGAGAAGAAGAAUAUCCCCAAAGUCAUAUACUGUAUCCACGCUCUUAGCUGGCUGCUGUUCCGGAAAGGCAUAGUAGACUUCCGCAUCGGCAACUUGGUUGGCCAACUCGAGUUCGAGCACCAUGAGCUUGAAGCAAUGCAAAAGGGAUUGGAUAAGUUGGGUGUCAACAUGCCAAGCUUUGGUAACAUGGGUGCAGAUUUCGGUGUCCCCGAGCCCGAGCCGCAAGAAACUGAAGAAGAGAGAAUCGACCGCGAAUUGGCCGAGCAGAGCGCCCAAAUCACAGACUUGCAAGCCCAAAUACGCGGUGCUCUCGCAAGAUUACGUCUUGGAGACGCCAUGCAAGAUCUGUGGGACGGUGAACGGGCACUGAUCAACCUGCAAGCACGUAUUCGCGGCGAUUUUACGAGACAGAUCAUGGGAUAUAGGCUCCAGAUGCGUCGCUCUUCAAUCAUGGUUCAAAGCGCUGCACGGGGAUGCCUCGUCCGACGACGCAUGAAGAACAACGAUCGCUGCUGGAAGGCGAUUGAACCCGAUGUUCUGACUUUGCAGAGCAUCAUUCGAGCCAACAAAGUCCGAAAAGAGAUUUCUCGUGAGCGUGCUGCAAUGCAAUCGUUUGCAUCACCUUUGGCCAUGCUUCAAAGUUUAGUCAGAGGAAAGGCGGCGAGAGCCAACCACGUCGGCACACAGAUUGAAAUUAAAAGCCACUCACCCGACAUUGGCAAGUUUCAGGCCGCCAUCCGCGGAGCGGCCGUCCGAUGUGAGAUCGCAAGUCAACUGGAUAGUCUUCGUCUUAACGAGCCGAGCACCGUCGAACUACAAUCCCGUAUUAGAGGCAUGUUUGAGAGACAAAGUGUCUUUGCUCUUCAAAAGAAGCUGGACCGCGAGAACCCGAUAGUCACGAGUUUGCAGAGUCGCAUACGCGGUUUCAACCAUCGCCGACAGCACCAGGCGCUCAUGGAGGAGCUGGCUUCCCACAAUGCAGAGACAGCCGCUUUCCAGGCUAUUCUCAAGGCAAUGAUGGAGCGUGCUCGCGUUGACGACGUGCUGACAGAGCUUUUCGAAGAGGAGGAGUCUAUUGUUCAACUCCAAUCCGCCGCCAGAGCAUUCCUUGUCCGCGCCCGCUUCGAAGAGAAGAAGCGAUUCUUCAACGAAAAUAUGCAAAAGGUCAUCAAGAUCCAGAGUUUUGUCCGCGCCAAAGUUCAGGGCGAGGCUUACAAGAGUCUCACCACCGGAAAGAACCCGCCCGUCAACGCCGUUAAAAACUUUGUCCAUCUGCUCAACGACAGCGAUUUUGACUUCAACGAAGAGGUGGAAUUUGAACGCAUGCGCAAGACUGUAGUACAGCAGGUUCGACAAAACGAAAUGUUGGAACAGUACAUCGAUCAGCUCGACAUUAAGAUUGCUCUCUUGGUGAAGAACAAAAUCACUCUGGAUGAGGUCGUUUCACAUCAGCACAACUAUGGCGGCGGCUCAUCUAUGGGAAUGCUGGCCAACUCCUCCAUUUCCUCAUCCAACCAAUUCGACCUAAAGGCAUUGAACAAGGGCUCGCGGAAGAAGCUUGAAUCAUAUCAGCAGCUGUUCUUCUGCCUCCAAACCCAACCUCAGUACCUGGCUCGUCUCUUCAAGCACCUGCGCGAGCAAGGCACGCCUGACGGCGAAAGUAAGCGGAUCGAACUUCUGGUCAUGUCUAUGUUUGGUUAUGCGCAGAAGCGUCGUGAAGAAUACUAUCUGCUCAAGCUUAUUGCCCGGUCUAUCCGCGAGGAGAUUGAAGGCAAUCGCAGCCUCCAGGAAUACCAUCGCGGCACGUAUUUCUGGUCCAAACUUCUGGCCAACUACACGCGAUCCCCACGAGACCGCAAGUUCCUGCGGGGCCUACUUGGCCCGUUGGUGCGCGACAAUAUUGUGGAAGAUCCCGCCUUGGACCUGGAAAGCGACCCUAUGCAAAUUUACCGUGCUGCCAUCAACAAUGAAGAGCUGCGUACUGGUCGCCCAGACGGCAGGCCGCUGGACGUCCCCCGUGAGGUUGCAAUUCGCGACCCUGAAACGCGGCGACUUUUUAUCGACCAUCUACGCGACCUGAGAGAAAUCUGCGACCAAUUCUUCCUUGCGAUGGAGGACCACGUCUUCAAAACGCCGUAUGGCCUUCGAUUCCUCUGCCGGCAGAUGUUUGAAUCUCUGCGCCAGCACUUUAACCGAGACUCGCCCGAUGUUCUUCUUCAGCAUGUGACCAAUUGGUACUGGAAGUUUUAUCUCCAGCCUGCCAUCGUUUCUCCCGAGAACGUUGGUGUCAUUGAGAAGACGCUAAGCCCCCUCCAGAAGCGCAACCUCUGUGAAGUAGCAAAGGUUAUCGGCCAGAUUGCUUCGGGCCGACCAUUCGGCGGCGAAAACGUCUACUUGCAACCUCUGAAUGCCUUUGUGGCCGAGUCGGUUGAGCGCUUGCGUCGCAUAAUGAGCGAACUCAUUUCUGUGCCCGACGCCGAGAGCACCUUUGACAUUGACGAGUUCAACGACCUCUACGCCAAGAACAAGCCAACCUUGUACAUCAAGAUGGCUGAUGUAUUUUCCAUUCACAACCUCAUUGUAUCACAACUUCCGUUUAUGUGUCUUACGAGAGACGACGUCCUGCGCGAGAUCAUCCAAGAUCUGGGUAGCGCCAAGACGAAUGAGAGCGAGAUGAGCGCUGCAGGAUCGUCCGACAUCCAAAUGUUCUUGACACCCAAACUCCACAAUGUUGAAGACCCUGAUGCUGAAGUCAAGGCCCUGUUUAUGGAGACAAAGCGCUGUGUGCUGUAUAUUAUUCGUGUACAGACGGGUGCAAACCUCCUGGAGAUUCUCGUGAAGCCAAUCACGGAUGAGGAUGACGCCAAAUGGGCCUCUCUGCUUCAAGACGACUUUGCCGCGAGCGGCAGCCACGGCGCAUACUCUGAUUCCCACAUGGUCGAUGUGACGCGCAUGUCAUACUACGAACUCAAGCGUACAGCCCUCGAAAACGUGAUGCGUCUUGAGCAGAUGGGCAGAAUCUCCAAGCACAACAACUACCAAGACAUUCUCAAUGCCAUUGCCAGCGACAUCCGUUCCAAGAGCAGACGCCGAGUCCAAAGGCAACGCGAGCUUGAGGGUGUCAACCUGACGUUGGGCAACCUUCACGAGAAGGCCAAUUACCUGGAACAGCAAAGAAAGAGCUAUGACGACUACAUUGAGCAAGCCAUGAUGACGCUACAGAACAAAAAGGGCAAAAAACGAUUCUUGAUGCCGUUCACCAAGCAGUAUAACCACCAGCGCGAGCUGGAACGCAGCGGCAAGGUGCCCAAGUUUGGCAGCUACAUGUACAGCGCGCGCGCCCUGUCAGACAAGGGCGUGCUGGUGUCGUGGAAAGGCAUGUCGGACUGGGACAAGAUCAACGUGACCAUUUCCUGCGACCAGGUUGGCGUCUUUGUCAUUGAGGGCACACGGGGCCACAUCCAGAUGCCCGGCGCCCAUGCCGUCGUCAGUAUUGAAGAUUUGCUGCAGGCGCAGUUUGAGGCGCACCAGUUUAUGCACCUCUUUGAGGGCAACCUCAAGCUCAACGUAAAUCUCUUGCUGCACCUGGUGUACAAGAAGUUUUACCGCACUCAGUAA
Messenger RNA from Akanthomyces muscarius, 4695 nucleotides. RefSeq lists its product as uncharacterized. Gene Ontology annotation, cellular component: cytoplasm. Gene Ontology annotation, molecular function: protein binding; GTPase activator activity. Gene Ontology annotation, biological process: regulation of GTPase activity; regulation of actin cytoskeleton organization. Bases 1 to 4695 code for a protein of 1564 amino acids. The transcript is spliced from 3 exons. The record is from RefSeq and is a predicted model, not a curated record. Lineage: Eukaryota; Fungi; Ascomycota; Sordariomycetes; Hypocreales; Cordycipitaceae.